AUGGUCACGUUGAGCGAUCUGCCGGACUCGGUGCUGUUGGAGGUUUUCUCGUACCUCCCGGUGCGGGACCGGAUCCGCAUCUCCAGGGUGUGUCACCACUGGAAGAGGCUGGUGGACGAUCGGUGGCUCUGGAGACACGUCGACCUGACCCUCUACACGAUGCGCCCUAAAGUCCUGUGGCACCUCCUUCGCCGGUACAUGGCCUCUCGGCUCCAGUCCCUGCGGCUGGGCGGCUACCUGUUCUCUGGCUCCCAGGCGCCUCAGCUGUCACCAGCCCUGAUGAGGGCUUUGGGUCAGAAGUGCCCUAACCUGAAGCGCCUCUGCCUGCACGUGGCUGACCUGACCAUAGUGCCCAUCACCAGCCUGCCCUGCACCCUGCAGACCCUGGAGCUGCACAGCUGCGAGAUCUCCAUGAGCUGGCUCAUUGACAAGCAGGACCCCACGGUAUUGCCCUUGCUCGAGUGCAUUGUGCUGGACCGUGUCCCUGCCUUCUAUGACGAUCACCUGCAGGGCCUGAAGCGCUUCCGGGCCCUGCGCUCGCUUGUGCUAGGCGGCACCUACCGUGUGACCGAGACAGGGCUGGAUGCAAGCCUGCAGGAGAUGAACUACCUGCAGAGGCUGGAGGUGCUGGGCUGCACCCUCUCAGCUGACAGCACCUUCCUGGCCAUCAGCCGCCACCUCCGAGAUAUACGCAAGAUCCGAGUGUCCGCGAGGGGCCUCUCUGCCCCCGGCCUGGCGGUCCUGGAGGGAAUGCCGACCCUUGAGAGUCUGUGCCUGCUGGGCCCACUCGUCACUCCGGAAAUGCCCUCUCCAGAAGAAAUCCUUGCCACCUGCCGCACCAUGCCCAAGCUCAGAGUCCUUGAGCUUCAAGGACUGGGCUGGGAGGGUCAGGAGGCUGAGAGAAUCCUGUGUAAGGGGCUGCCCCACUGCAUGGUCAUUGUCAGGCCCAGCCCGAAAGAGUCCAUGGACUGGUGGAUGUGA
Molecule: messenger RNA, 981 nt
Organism: Elephantulus edwardii (Cape elephant shrew)
Lineage: Eukaryota; Metazoa; Chordata; Mammalia; Macroscelidea; Macroscelididae
Gene: FBXL12
Product: F-box and leucine-rich repeat protein 12
Exons: 3
Coding region: 1-981 (326 amino acids)
Biological process (GO): positive regulation of protein ubiquitination; SCF-dependent proteasomal ubiquitin-dependent protein catabolic process
Cellular component (GO): SCF ubiquitin ligase complex
Molecular function (GO): protein binding
Source: RefSeq, a predicted model, not a curated record